AUGGCAUACGGACUGCCAAGAAAGAAUACGGUGAAAACCAUUUUGCGGGGCAGUUGUUACGAGGUGCAGGAACCAUGGGAUCUUGCACUACUUACAAAGACUUUGUAUAGGAACCUAGCCAACAUGAAGUUGCCUUUCGUGGGAGAGAUUCCAUUUGGGAGUCCUCUAAAGCUCACAACAUGUAAAACCGUUAAGGAUGGUCUGCUCCCUUCAGCAGAAUCCAUCAAACUUGAAAGGGAGUAUGAACUGAAGCGCCUAAAUAAACUUAAAUGUCAAGAAAAUAUAUGUAAGGAACUGCGACUUUUCCUAAGGGAAAGGCAAGCUGGUUUGAGGAGACCUCUCCCACCUUAG
Messenger RNA from Propithecus coquereli (Coquerel's sifaka), 351 nucleotides. Its product is annotated as chromosome unknown open reading frame, human C4orf36. NCBI's taxonomy places the organism in Eukaryota, Metazoa, Chordata, Mammalia, Primates, Indriidae. The coding region runs from base 1 to 351 and encodes 116 amino acids. The record is from RefSeq and is a predicted model, not a curated record. The transcript has 3 exons.